This is a messenger RNA of Prunus avium (sweet cherry), 412 nucleotides long. The record is from RefSeq and is a predicted model, not a curated record. NCBI's taxonomy places the organism in Eukaryota, Viridiplantae, Streptophyta, Magnoliopsida, Rosales, Rosaceae.
ACUUUACCUUUCUCUUCGCCUUUUGUGUGCUGUUAAAGCAGCGUGGAAACCGCGUCCCUCACCGCCUCUAAAGAAUCCGUUUCUUGAGCUUAUUGGUUUUCGGAGGAAACUUGGUUUCAGGUCUUUUUGGUUGUGAAAUUGACUCAACAGAGAAAUACAGAGAGAGAUUCAGAGAAGAUGAGUUACUACAAUCAGCAGCAGGCUCCAGUUGGUGUUCCUCCUCCACAAGGGUAUCCUCCAAAGGAUGCUUACCCUCCAGCAGGGUACCCUUCACAGGGUUACCCUGAGCAGGGGUACCCUCCUCCACAGGGUUACCCACAACAAGGGUACCCACAGCAAGGCUAUGCUCCCCAGUAUGCUCAGCAGCCCCCUCAUAGGCAAGAAAGUGCCGGUUGCCUUGAAGGAUGGUAAG